Molecule: messenger RNA, 790 nt
Organism: Neopsephotus bourkii (Bourke's parrot)
Lineage: Eukaryota; Metazoa; Chordata; Aves; Psittaciformes; Psittacidae
Gene: METTL26
Product: methyltransferase like 26
Exons: 5
Coding region: 38-763 (241 amino acids)
Source: RefSeq, a predicted model, not a curated record
AGCUGUAGUCCCAGCGCCGCAUCCAGCACCCCCGGCCAUGCAAGCGCCGGCGGCUGCGGAGCGCAACAAGGGCCCGAUCCUGGCGGUGCUGCGGCAGUACGCGGGGUGCGGCCCCGGCGAGCUGCGGGUGCUGGAGGUCGGGGCGGGCGCGGGGCUACACGCAGCGCACUUCGCCCAGGCGCUGCCCCACACCCGCUGGCAGCCCUCGGACAUCGACCCGCGGGCGCUGCGCAGCAUCGCUGCCUACGCCGAGGCCAUGCGGGUGCCCAACGUGCUGCCCCCCAUCCUGCUGGACGUCUCGCAGGGCUGGGAGACCUGGGGGGGCAUCCAACCCUCCAGCCUCGACCUCCUGGUCAGCAUCAACAUGAUGCACAUCGCGGAGCUGGCCUGCACCGAGGUGAGCAGUGGGGCAGGGCUGCGCACUGACACGUCCCUGGCCCUGGCUCUGGGGGUCCCACGGGGUGUCCCUAGCCACCUGACCCCUGGUCCCCACCUCUCUCUUCACCAGGGCCUGUUCAAAGGUGCUGGGGUGCUGCUGAAGACGGGAGGUGUGCUCUUCACCUACGGGCCCUACGCCAUGGAUGGCCGCAUCAGCCCCCAGAGCAACGUGGACUUUGACCGCAGCCUGCGGCAGAGCAACCCCGCCUGGGGUCUUCGGGACACAGUGCUGCUGCGGCACUUGGCCGAGGCCAACAGGCUACACCUUGAGAGGAUGGUGGAUAUGCCGGCCAACAACAAGAGUCUCAUCUUCCGCAAGCUGUAACCUGCCUGUGACACCUCCUGGCACGGA